AUGAAAUCAAACAUUUUCCCACUCAUCUUUAGUCAAUUUGUAUCAGCAUUAUUUAUAGAUACUUCAAACUACCUGCCAAAUCCUCCAUCAUCAGAACAACCAUCCAUGUACCAUAAUUCAACAACAAUACAAGACCAACAAUUUCCUUAUACUUCUCAAUAUGAGAAGCUUUAUGGCAAGCCAAUGUUGGAAUGUAUGAAACAGGUGGAAGCUUUAUUCCAUAAUGAAGUGACAACAUGCUCACAAGGUGUCGCUACGUCAACGAACUCUACCGAAGAAGUUGACUGUCAAUGCUUAUUUAUGAAAUAUAUUGAAGAGGAUUGUUUUGAUAUAGGUUUGAAUGACAGCGGCUUAUGGGACUUAGAGAAGUUGGACUAUCCUGAAUGCAAGUUCACCUGA
Messenger RNA from Lodderomyces orthopsilosis Co 90-125, 399 nucleotides. RefSeq lists its product as uncharacterized. The coding region runs from base 1 to 399 and encodes 132 amino acids. The transcript has a single exon. NCBI's taxonomy places the organism in Eukaryota, Fungi, Ascomycota, Pichiomycetes, Serinales, Debaryomycetaceae. The record is from RefSeq and is a predicted model, not a curated record.